Drosophila navojoa is the source of this 1646-nucleotide messenger RNA. It is a transcript of the gene Dop2R, whose product is annotated as dopamine D2-like receptor. Gene Ontology annotation, biological process: G protein-coupled receptor signaling pathway. Gene Ontology annotation, molecular function: dopamine neurotransmitter receptor activity, coupled via Gi/Go; G protein-coupled receptor activity. NCBI's taxonomy places the organism in Eukaryota, Metazoa, Arthropoda, Insecta, Diptera, Drosophilidae. The record is from RefSeq and is a predicted model, not a curated record. Gene Ontology annotation, cellular component: plasma membrane.
CCCCUGCUCACUGCAUCCGCGUGACAGCAGCGUUGUGGCACAGAUCACCACACAGCCGCAGCUGGUCGUUGCCGAUCCGAAUGGAGUGAGCGUGGGCGCCGCCAUCAGCAGCACUACGCCGCCGGACAGUCCGGUGCCCAGCGGCGCCACCCUCCACCGCUCCAGUGUCAGCAGCCGGCGCAACACCGCCGAGGACUCGCCCAAGCGCGGCGAGCCGCCGCUCAGCAGCAGCGUCGCCAUGAAGCCAUUGUCCUUUGUGCGCUACGGUGUGCAGGAGGCCAUGACUUUGGCACGCAACGACUCCACGCUAUCGACCACAUCGAAAACGUCCUCGCGCAAGGAUAAGAAAAACUCGCAGGCGUCAAGAUUCACGAUAUACAAGGUGCACAAGGCCUCGAAAAAGAAACGUGAAAAAUCGUCGGCCAAGAAGGAGCGCAAGGCCACCAAAACCCUGGCCAUCGUUUUGGGCGUCUUCCUCUUCUGCUGGCUGCCAUUCUUCACGUGCAACAUCAUGGACGCGAUGUGCGCCAAAUUCAACGAAGACUGCAGGCCCGGUCUGACGGCCUUUAUGCUUACCACUUGGCUGGGCUACAUCAAUAGCUUUGUCAAUCCCGUUAUCUAUACGAUCUUCAAUCCGGAAUUUCGCAAGGCAUUCAAGAAGAUCAUGCACAUGGGGUGAUUACAAUCAGCAGCAAUAGCACCGACACGAACAACCGGUAAACAUCAGCAGUGUUUAGCUAAAGCUCUCCUGAUCAAUAUGUAAUCACUAGAAUCGAUCGUCGAUCGAUAACUCAAAACUCGAACUGUGCCAAAUGCAAACCAAAAUGAAAUUGAACUCAAAGCUCGAAACUCAAUUAGACUCCUAAGAUUGUUCAUAGUCUCAGCAUUAUAUAUAUAUAUAUACGUAUAUACCUAUAUAUCUAUAUAGCAUAGUAUAUGGCCCUGUAUAUAGCAUCUAAAGUUUGAUCAAAUCUGUUGUAUGUAUUAUACUCGAUUGCAUAGGCUAAGGACUCUGAGCUGUAGGCUAGGCACCAAAUUUUUAACAUUUAGCUAAUGUCUAACAUAAAGUUUUAGUUAAUACUCCAGUAAAUAGACCGAUUUAUCGAUAAAUACUUAUAUAUACAUAGUUAUCGAUACCGUAAAAUAUGGCAAUUGUACCGUUACUUGAUGUGAGAUUCUUUUAGAUCGUAAGAGUUGUGUCGCUGUCACGAAAGAAAACCAAAAACUGAGUUUUCGUAUUUACUAUAUGGAUGGAUUUUCGUAUAUACAUAUAGUAUAUUUACUUUACAUAUCACGCAUUCAGUUUCUGUGAAUUUGUACGCAACUGUACAACUGUACUUUGUCCCCCCUCAAGCAAAUCCAACGAUGGCUGAGCAUAUCCUAAGCGCGAAAGAUCCCCCUACCCGAUCCCACCCCCGCUCGUUUUUGAUACUCGACUUCAAUGCUGCGCUAAUCAUAGUUAAGAGAGUUAAGAAGCAAACAAAACUAAUCAACAUGAGGCUAGAGGGUAGGUCUACCUAUUAGAUAUACGCAUAUACGUGUAAUAUUAAUGUUAGUCCAAAGCAGGGGCUCAAACUCAGCGCCCAACACGAAAUCAUCGAGUGACAAAGAGAGAGAGAGAGAGACAGAGUGAGAGUGUGAGAGAG